UCAGUGAAACGCGUCGUCGGCAGAAGCCAAGGGAUCUUUUACACGCGCUCACACAUGGCUAGAGGCGGCGAACACCGCUGCGUCGGCGCGGCACUGGGAGCGCUCCUGUGGCUGGCGUUGCUGAGCGGCACCUGCAGCGGCUACCCAGGGUCUUCGUCGUGGCAGGUGCUGGCGCCCGGCGCAAUGCCGGCGGAGCACAAGAUGGCCAAGGCGUUCGUCGUGCACCUCCCCAUCCACACGACGCAGCUGGAGCCCGUCGAAGAGCAGCGGCAGCCUGCCACCGUCACGACGCCGCAGGGGGGACCGACCUACAGUAACGGCGGCUUCGAGACGCACGGACAGAACCAUGUUAGUCGAGAGCCGCUACAAACGUCCGAAGCCGACGACCUGAAGAAGUUGGUGAUACUGGUGCGGAUUCCCCAGGAGCAGCCGGCCGCGCUUCCCCCACCUCCGCCGCCGCCACCCGAAGUGAAACGACAUCCCGAGCAGGACAAGGCAGCCUACGACAUCCAGGUGGACCAGAAGUUGCCCAUCAUCCUGAUAGCGCUCGACAAGCCACUCUCCUCCCACGCCAAGGUGCAGUCCGUGUCCGCCUGGAAGGAGCCGCUGCCUAGGCCGGCUUCGUCCAAGGAAGACCGAAGCAGCGGCAACAGCAAGGAGUGGAGGCCCAUCAUCUACCCCAAGAGACAGCGGCAACACAGCACGCAGCAGCGCCAGUGGUCCCGCUGGAACAAGAACCUGGACCGAAGGACACUGUGGACCAAGGAACAGCGGCAGUCGUCGUGGAAACCAGCCGCACCUUCGAGCGACGUCGCGCCACCCGCCGCACCCGCUAAAGAGCAGCGCAACGAUGGCGGCUCCAACGAAGCCAAGCUACUGCUGCUCCUCGUUCACGAGAACGGCCCCUCCAGUGGAGACAGAAGCAAGACCUGGGAGCCGGUGGUGGCUCAGCAGAACCUGAACGAACCUGAACCUUGGCGGCCGAGGAACAAGCCUUCCCAAGAACACCAGCAGCACAUCGCGACGGACGGGAUGCAGAAAAGUUGGCGCUCUGCAGGAUCUUCGCACGGCUGGGCGCCGUCGCAGCAGAGGAGCUGGCCGCAGCAGCAGCAGCAGCAGCAGCAACAACAACAACAACAACAACAACAACAACAACAACAACAACAACAGGAGCAGCAGCAGCAGCAGCCCUUUAGGCCUCGUCCGGUAGUUUGGCAUUCGGGAGUGCCGAAUAGUUCGUCCCGCGGUUCAUCUUACAACUCGUUCACGCAGAAAAGGAACCAUUACGACCAUUUCGCCUCCGCUCAUCGAUACUAAAUAUCAGCGUGGCGUGCCAAGAAAGAUUUGUUCCUAUCGAUCGCAGUACACAAAUCUGUCGUUAUCGUUGAGCAGGAACGUAUACCACGCAGCUGCUCUAAAAGACCCUGCAGAAUAACGCGAGAAAUGACAGACCGGUCGCACUACACGGAUGCGCCAUUUAGAGCGCGCUACGGUAUUCGAAAUAUAGCGUGCGGACAACUUGCGCGCGACGCUGUCCAGUCGUUGUGCAAGUUCUUUUGUACAUACCGAGAUCAUCUAGCUAUCUGGCGGUGCCGGAUUCACCGCACGUGGUUACCUGAACGUGUAUACUAGCUGCAGCAUCCCUUGUCGCGUAUACACUUCAUGGCGCGCGAGACACCUCUUAUGCUCGCGCAAGGAUUUCCAUGUCUUUUGUAAAUGAAUGCUUCACUGCAAUAUCCAGCAUGUUGUCAUUUGAAUAAAUACAGCGA
Messenger RNA from Rhipicephalus sanguineus (brown dog tick), 1769 nucleotides. RefSeq lists its product as uncharacterized. The transcript is spliced from 3 exons. Lineage: Eukaryota; Metazoa; Arthropoda; Arachnida; Ixodida; Ixodidae. The record is from RefSeq and is a predicted model, not a curated record. The coding region runs from base 55 to 1317 and encodes 420 amino acids.